AACGUCUUACAUUAUGGAACGAAAAGUAUAGAGUAUUACAUAUUUUUGACAGAUUUAAUGCAUCAAAUAUCAUGUGAAAUGAUCCAUCUACUCCCAGUACCCGAAUUUGGGAGGUUUGCCGUUUCAGCGUCCUUCCUCCCCACGUUACGCAGCGCCGCCGCCGCCGUGCCCGUGCCCGUGCCGGCGGUGUUUGCUUGCUCUGCUCUCCAUGCAACCAGGCAGAAAUCACUGAGCUCCUCCCCCGCCCGUGUUCGCGCCUGCAAUGCCAGCCUCGCCGUCCCCGCCCACUCGCUGCUUCUAUGCUCCACGCCGCACGGAGGCGGACACCGCCGCUCCCUGCCAGGCUCGCCGCCGCCUACUUCGCCGCCAAGCCCCAGCAGCCCGCCCUGUCGCCUCAGGUCGUCGAGGCCGCCAUCACCCGCUGUCCCUCCGACGCCCUCGCGCUCUCCUUCUUCCUCUGGUGCGCCCGCCGCCCCGCCUACUUCCACCCGCCCUCGUCCUUCGACCGCGUCCUCCCCGCCGCCACGCGCCUCGCCUCCCGCCUCGGCACCGCCCCCGCGCUCCUCUGCGACCUCCAGAGCCUCGGCUGCCCCAUCAGGCCACACACCUUCCUGCUCCUGCUCAGGCUCUACUGGCGCGGGGGCCUGUACCCGCUCGUGCUCCACCUGUUCGACCAAAUGCCCCGCUGGGGCUUCCACCACAACGCCUUCGCGCGCAAUGUCGUCCUCGACGUCCUGCUCAGGACCGGCUGCGUCGACGACGCGCUGCGCUUCGUGCAGGGCGACCCGUCGCCCAACUACCUCACCUAUGCCAUUGUCCUGACUCAUCUCUCCAGGGCUGGGGAUUGGUCGCGGUUGCGCGUCUGUUUCGCAGCUAUGCUGAGCCAAGGUUUUCUCCCCAGCGCCACUUCGUUCACCUCGGUGUUUGCCUGUUGCAGUAAGGCCGGCACCAUGGCCGAGCUACUGCAGUUGCUGUCGUAUGCGCUUGUCUCGGGCCAGCAGCUCACUUCGGCCAUGUGGACGUGUCUCAUCGCUCGUAUGUGCAGCGAGGGAAGGCUAGACGAGGCCUGUCAAACCCUGGGAAAUAUGGUACGUUCUGGCUCUUCUCCCACGGUGGUGACUUACACACCGCUUGUCAGAGGUCUCUUCCGAGCUGGGAGGCAUGACAUCGCCAGUGAGCUCUUGGGAUCCAUGGCAUCCAACGGUUGCACCCCAGACCUUGUUAUGUAUAAUGUUCUGAUGGACUGCAUGAUGAGGGAGAGGAGGUACGAUGAGGCAAUAGACAUCUACCUGCAUCUUCAUGGGAGCCAGAUAAAGCCGGAUGCAUACACUUUGUCUACUUUGGUUCAGGUAUUGCAGUUGUCACGGAACAUAGAUCUUCUCCCUAGGUUAAUCCUGGGCUUGGAUAUCUCUUAUGAUCUUGUGGCUUGCAAUUCGAUGCUGAGUGCUCUGUGCAAGUCCGGGUUUCCAUCCGAAGCCCUUCAGUUCUACAUCGAUAUGAUUGGUUUGGGCAUCAGGCCGGACAGCUACAGUUAUGUUGGAUUGUUGGAUAGUUUGUGUCACUUGGGAAGGAUAGAUCAUGCAGUCAACCUCUACCGGAGUGUUGUCACAAGCAAUCCUGAUUCAGACGCCUAUGUCCAUGCAGCCAUCCUCCGUGGCCUUGUUAGAAGGGGCCAGAACAUAAUGGCAUUUAGGAUUCUCAGGGAGGCUGUGCGUCAAAAUUAUGCACUUGAUGCCGUGUGCUACACCAUUGUUCUGCAUGGUCUAUUCCAAGGUCAUUUUGUUCAAGAGGCUCGUGAUUUGUUUGACAAGAUGAAGGAUUCAGGAGUUGCUUCCAACACUUGUACAUACAAUGUAAUGCUUCGUGGACUGUGUAGAGCCAGGGAUAUGCUUGCAGUCACGCAGUUACUAACAGAAAUGGAAGGCGCCAAUGUUCAGAUGGAUAGUAUCUCAUUCAACGUGGUAGUUGUGCUCUUGGUGAAAUUGCAGCGCAUCAGUUCGGCCACAGCUUUGAUCAGGGAAAUGCUCAAUCUAGGCAUGAAACUGAGCACCAAAACUUGCUGGUUACUUUCUCAAUCAAUUGGUCAUAGAUUCGUUUUGGAGGAUUCUAUCAGUGCUGAAAGUGAUGGGUCUGACUCAACAUGCGAUCUGCUUGUAUGCUCAGCUUCAUAGUCUACUUUUAGACGGAACAAGCAUGCUGUUUCUGGUAUCUCCACUUUGUGAUGUAAUUGAUACAAAAUAUAAAUUACUAAAGGCUGGAGAAAUUCUAAAUGCAUUUCUACCACGCAGAGAUCCUCGCUAUAACAUUUUCCCCUUGAAGCCCCCAGCAAAAAUUACCAUAAUUAUUGAAGAGAUGUUUACCUCGUAGGUGCAGGUUGGUGAGACAUGUGCAGUUUGAUCUAACACCGAGAAUGAGGCAGUUUGUUCUUGACAAUAUUGGAUCUUUCCAUGACACAAUGCUGAUGUACUCUGGCUUACACCUAAAUGAUUUAGCAAUGCCGCCCAUGGACUAGAUUUGAAAGAAAUUGCAGAGGGCCCAGGUCGUGCAGCGAAAACCAAGUCAACACCCCCAACAUACGGUGGGUAGCUUGGCGCAACAAACGUCCAGGCUCGUGGUCAAAGCAUCAACCAAAUGCGUCGUGCUCGCUACUCCGAGUCCUCACUGACAUCAUACACCCAUGCAAUCCAACCGCCAAAUUCCACACAUAGACAAAUACGUAGAAAAGAUUUCAUGUAUAAAUAGAUUCAUUUUAAAGCGCUGUACAUGCAAAUCAUGCAAUUUCAUGCCUCAUGUUUCUUU
Molecule: messenger RNA, 2799 nt
Organism: Hordeum vulgare subsp. vulgare (domesticated barley)
Lineage: Eukaryota; Viridiplantae; Streptophyta; Magnoliopsida; Poales; Poaceae
Product: putative pentatricopeptide repeat-containing protein At1g16830
Exons: 3
Coding region: 300-2171 (623 amino acids)
Molecular function (GO): protein binding
Source: RefSeq, a predicted model, not a curated record